Vombatus ursinus (common wombat) is the source of this 677-nucleotide messenger RNA. RefSeq lists its product as uncharacterized. Gene Ontology annotation, molecular function: nucleic acid binding; poly(A)-specific ribonuclease activity. NCBI's taxonomy places the organism in Eukaryota, Metazoa, Chordata, Mammalia, Diprotodontia, Vombatidae. Gene Ontology annotation, cellular component: P-body; CCR4-NOT complex; CCR4-NOT core complex. The record is from RefSeq and is a predicted model, not a curated record. The transcript is spliced from 5 exons. The annotation marks the transcript as partial.
AUGUCCUCCCGCGCCGGCCUCGUGGCCCUGCGCCUGGCUCAGCGACCCCACGAGAGGUCGCUGGGGCGCGCAAGGGGGCGGAGCUGGCAUGACCGAUCAGGCGCGCUCGCGUCCUGGGUGACGCAGAAGGGAACUGGGAGUAGGCGAGGUUGGAAGACUGGGCUGGCUAGAGCAGCCUGGUCGGGGAAGGGUGUGUGGGUGGUGCAUAAAGUCCUGGUCCUCUCUGGGCCGAGAGAGCAGAUCCGGCGCAGGGGUUUCGGGCGGGAGGAAGGAGUCGGUCCUAGGGCAGCCUCCGCCCCCCCGGGGAAUCUGUCGGCUUGCCUGCCCGCCCCUACGCCCGCCCGCUGCGGGCCCAGCAGGCCUAGGAUGCCUGCAGCACUUGUGGAGAACAGCCAGGUUAUCUGUGAAGUCUGGGCCAGCAACCUAGAAGAAGAGAUGAGGAAGAUCCGAGAAAUUGUGCUUAGUUACAGUUACAUUGCUAUGGACACAGAAUUUCCAGGUGUUGUAGUGAGACCAAUUGGGGAAUUUCGAAGUUCCAUAGACUACCAGUAUCAGCUUCUUCGGUGUAAUGUUGACCUGCUUAAAAUUAUACAACUGGGCCUCACAUUCACAAAUGAGAAAGGAGAAUAUCCUUCUGGAAUCAACACCUGGCAGUUCAACUUCAAAUUCAAUCUUAU